Messenger RNA from Salvelinus sp. IW2-2015, 7713 nucleotides. NCBI's taxonomy places the organism in Eukaryota, Metazoa, Chordata, Actinopteri, Salmoniformes, Salmonidae. The record is from RefSeq and is a predicted model, not a curated record.
AAUUUAACAAUUGAAACUAGUUAAAUAUAGUUUGCUUAUGCAUCCAUCACUGGGUCCUGUACCUACUUAAACAAUAUUUAAUCAUUACACUUACUUAAAAAAUGAUAGGUGUGCAUUCUUGGUCGGCUUUUAUUUUAUAAAACGCAUCUGUUCGUCGUUCAAAGAUGCCCCAUAAAGAAAUGUUGAUCAACAACAAAGUUCUAGAACUUUAAAGGGCUCGAGUUUCCUCGGCGUGCACUUCCUCUCUCAACAAGUUUUCCUGUUGAGGGUACCACGCCGCUCGAUAAAACUUGUUGCUCUUUUGAGACCCCUCCUGUAGAGAUGCUUACUGGCUUAAGUCUUGUGGAAGCAGCCUCAGUAACACGUCCCCUUGGAGACUAGCAGGAGCAACACGUGAUGCGUCUUACUUAUCAGGUUAGGGGAGAGGAGAGAGCUGCGCUUUGGGGACGGUCAGAGAGGAUAGCGAAAUAAGUGUUUUCCUCUCGUCUCUGAACUCUUUCUUCUAUCUUCCUUUUUAGGAAUUUGGAAGAAAGAGGGGGGAACAAAGUUGUCGAACUUUGCACAUCCUCAGAAACGCCAUUUUGAUUCCUCUCCGGAACAACUUUGCAGCUUCUUUUUUUUUUUCUUAGUCCAUCAUCACCAUUCACCAUCAUCAGUAUGUCUCGGCGUAAGCAGCCCAACCCCAACAAAGUCAAACUGAUGGAGAGCGCCACAGAGGACAAGCGUCCGGGGGGAGGGGUGAGUGCUGAGCUGAGCGCUGUAGAGACUGAGCACUCUGAGGGGCAGGAAACCUCCGACUCCACACACACACAGGACGAGCACACAGGGAGUAACGGAGCUAUGGAGGAAGGAGAGGAGGAAGAUGAAAAUGGAGAGAAUAUGACAGAGGGCGUGGACUUGUCAUCCAUCAACGCCAUGAUGUCGACGGUGAUGAACGCAGGCCAGCUCAACGGCGCCAUGGAGCCCUCCUCAGCCCCUGCCUCAACACCUUCAAUCCACAUUAGCAAGACCACCCCACCCAGACCCACUAGUGUCAAUCGCAAUGCCAGGAGAAACACGGAAGCCAAAGACGUCAAUACAGAUUUCAUCUGUCCGCUGUGUGACAAAGACUGUAUGACCCAGCACCAGCUCACUAUGCACAUCCGACAGCACAACUCGGACAACGGGGCGACGGACCACUCAUGCAGCAUCUGUGGCAAGGCCCUGAGCUCAGCCAGCUCGCUGGACCGCCACAUGCUAGUGCACAGCGGAGAGAGGCCCUACAAGUGCUCCUUCUGCGGCCAGACCUUCACCACAAAUGGCAACAUGCACAGACACAUGAAGAUCCACGACAAAGACCCAGCCGGCGUCAUUCCUAUUAGCCCCCCCUCGCCCACCAAGAGACGCCGCCCCUCCGCCAAGAGGAGGUCAGCCAUGGACGAGGACACAGAGCGAGGCGACGAACCGCCCAACAAAAAGGUAAUGAACUGGGAUCAGGCCGGGGGUGAUGAAGUGUUGCCGUGCCCGAUCUGCUUCAAGACCUUUGGCUGCAAGUACGACCUGGAAGUCCACAUGGACACACACCCUGACACCACUCUCAGGUGUGACCUGUGCUGCCUCUCCUUUCGGACCCACCGCGGCCUGCUGCGGCACAACGCCGGCAUCCACAAGAAGAUGCCCACGGACCCCGGCGGACGGCCCUUCAUCCAGAACAACCCCUCCAUCCCCUCUGGCUUCAACGACCUGGCCUUUAUCGACUUCUCCUGCCGCAAGUUUUCCCACAUCGCCCAGGUCUGGUGUGAGACCAAUCUCCGCCGGUCCACCAGCAAGUUCCACCGCUUUGUGUGCGAGGCCUGCGACAAGGCCUUCCCCCUACACUCGGCCCUAGACCUGCACAAGACUACCAUUCAUCAGCAGCAGCAGCCGUCGCCCGUAGGGGGCGGCCAAGAGACCCCUGCGGUCCAGAAGAAGCCGACAACCCCGCCCCCUCAGCAGGCCAGCUUCCUGGAAUCCCUGGGUCUGCAGCACAUUUCCCAGGUCAAGCCUCAGCCUUCUGAGGAUGAGGUCCGUCAAGCCCAGCUGGACAGUAUCCGGGUCAUCCAGGUGGAGCCUCCGGACUCCACCCUGCCCCAAGAGGCGGCUUCCACAGCUUCUGGAUUUCUGGGCGGCCUGGGCUUGGUGGCUGCUUCGUCCCUGCAGGGCCUGUCCCAGAGGGAGGCCCUCAGCCUGCUCUCCCUGCAGCCCUUCCCCACGGGCUUCCUCUUCCAGCCGGACAGUGGCACUGCUGUCAAGCCUGUCUGUGGCGAGGCUGGCCUGAUUGAGCUGGCUGACAUCCAUCAGAUCCUGAAGGUGGCCUUGGCCGCCCCCGGUCAGAUGGGCCUCCUGCCGACACUGGCCAAGGCCCCGCACCAGGGAGGGUCCGGCCAGGGCCAGGCGGCCAGCUGCAAGCCCAUGCCCCCGCUGAAGCCAAAGCCUAUGGUGGCACCACGCUCCAGCCUGGCUGCCUCCACGCCGCCGCCGCUCCAGAGCACCCAGCAGGCUUCCCUGGGCUGCAUCAGCCCCAGCCUGCCCCCGCCACCCAGCCAGCUGCUCAAUAUGCCCCAAGAGUCUUCAUCAUCAUCAUCAUCCUCCUCCUCUUCCUCGGGCAGCCAGGCCUCUCUGGAGAAGAUGCAGAUGGAGGCGGACUGCAUGGGCGACGCCCACAUGCCCAACGACUUGACGGAGCUGCAGAUCAAAGAAGAGGAGGGCCAGGCGGCCGGGGGAAAGAAGGGGUCAGGAGGGGCCAACCGCGGGGGUGCUAAGGCAUCCUACCCCUGUCGUUUCUGUGACCAGGUGUUUGCCUUCUCCGGGGUGCUGCAGGCGCACAUGCGCUUCCACCUGGGCAUACUACCGCACCAGUGCAACAUCUGUGACUACGUGGCACCCGACAAGGCCACGCUCAUCCGCCACCUGCGCACGCACAGCGGCGAGCGCCCCUAUGUGUGCCGCGUCUGCCACUACCCUUUCACCGUCAAGGCCAACUGCGAGCGCCACCUGCGCAAGAAGCACAUGAAGAACACAAGGAAAGAGAUCGAGAAGAACAUCAAGUACGUCUCGUCGACCACCACCCAGGAUCCCUUGGAGCUGGCCUCCGCCGGCGACACCGCCUGCCGUUUCUGUGGUGAGGAUCUAAAGAGCUACCGGGCUCUCCAAAUCCACCUGCGCACCCACAACGGCUGCCAGCGCAAGCCCUUUGAGUGCCGGCGGUGCGGGGCGGCUUUCCUGGCCAAGAGGAACUGCAUCCACCACAUGCUCAAGCAGCACCCCGAGGUGCAGGAGCGGGAGAUCGAGGAGCACAUUGCCACCCUUCUCCCCGCCAUCACAGCCACCACCUCCAGGGCCAGCUCCAGCAGCCCUCUGGCUCUCAACGGCCUUACGCCCACCCCCAGUGCCACCGUGCAGCCGGUCAAGGUGGAGGAUUUCAGCAUCUACUCCUCCUCCGGUGACUUGGAUCAGCCAUUGGACUUCUCCAACAAGAGCCGCAGGGGGGGUGGGACCAGCAGCAGUUCAGGAAGCCUAGCCGGUUCUCCUGGGAUCAAACUGGAGACGGUCAGCCUGGUAGCCUACGACAGCUCCAUGGAACCUAUUGACCUGUCCAUCCCCAAGAACCCCAACAAGAGGCUGAAGAGAGACGCCACCGCUGUUGACCCGAUGGGCGUGGAGCGCCGAGAGAUCAAAAAGGAGCUGCCCUUCCCCAGCGUACUGGACCACCUCCCCUCAGCCCUUCAGCUGGACAAGAGCACUGAGGAGAAGCUGACGACCCCCCAGUCUGGCUCUUACCAGCUCCUCCCAGUGACCCCCUCCCCGCUCCCCAUUGGCACCACCACAGGCCGGGCGCUCCGUCUCAAGCCCCUGCUGCCCAAACCAGCCUCUACCUCCUCAUCCUGCUCUCUGAAAGAGCUUCCCCCUUUGGCUUCCAUCGCCCAGAUCAUCUCCUCCGUCUCGGGGGCUCCAGACCUACUCAAGAGGGAGCCAGAUAACAAGGCUUCUGCCGCCCUCAACGGCCUCCAGACAGAACCGGAGCGUCCAGCUGGGGGCGACAACAGCUCAGAAACAUCGAUGGAAGAGCUCCCCCUAGAGGGCUCGUCCAGAAAGCGCACUAGAAAGAAGCCAGUGAGCCAGGCCAAGACUAUGGCACCUGCCUGUGUGUCCACGCUCGAGCAGAACACAGGCAGCGGCUUGGACCUGGAAUCCAGCGGCGAGUUCGCCAGCGUGGAGAAGAUGCUUGCCACCACCGACGCUAACAAGUUUAGCACUUACCUUCAGACGGGGGCGGCGGAGCUGGGAAGGCGGGACGAGGGGAGACAGAGCCCGGGAGAGGAGAAGGAAGAGAAAGAGUCACCACCUCAGUCUGUGCCGCCCCAGUCCAAAGGAGGGAAGAAGAAUGCCUACUCCAACUCAGUGCAGAAGAUGACCUGUCCCUUCUGUCCCCGGGUCUUCCCCUGGGCCAGCUCCCUGCAGAGACACAUGCUCACACACACUGGUCAGAAGCCCUUCCCCUGUCCCAAAUGUGACGCCUUCUUCUCCACCAAGUCCAACUGUGAGCGCCACCUGCUGCGCAAGCACGGCGUGACCAACCGCUCUCUGCGCCGCAACGGCCAAGUAUCCAAGAACGGCGAUGAAGGUUCACACGACAGCGCAGGUGAGAGGCCCUACAAGUGCCAGACGUGCGAGCGCACCUUCACCCUGAAGCACAGCCUGGUGAGGCACCAGCGGAUCCACCUGAAGCCACGGGGCAGCGAGGGGGCAGAUGGAGCUGAUGCCAACGGGGCAGAGGCCCCGGCCGGAGACUCAGCUAGUGAGGAGGGAGAGUGCACCCCCACCAGCACCUGCCCCCCUUCAGAAAACGAGAGCGAAGGCACCGGAGGAGCCAGGGAGGAGGGAGGCGAGGGAACUGAGAAAGAGGCCCCUCUGCCAGGCCCCACAUCCCUGGCCCAGUCCCUGUCCACCACUGAACCAGCCCAGUCAGAGUCAGCUACAGAGGCCAUAGCUGAGCCGCUCGUUGAGCCAGUCUUGAAAGCAGUCUCUGAAUCAGUUCCUGACCCAUCUGUAGAACAAACCUCAGACGGACCCUCUGAAACAGAUGUAGAACUAGACGCUGAGGUAUCAGCCUCUGAAAUGGCUAGAGAAACAGAUGGCAAUGCAGCCACUCAAACGCCAACAGAAACCCCCAAAGAAUCUUCCACAGAGUCCCCAGCCCCACAGCCCACUACCCCAGAGAAAGACCCCGAUGGCCCCUCGGAAGGCUUCAUCCAAGGCCUACUGGAGAUCCACACCAAGCCUUCCCUGGAGCACAUCCUUCCUGCUGGCGAGGCUCCCUUGGUGGACGUUGAGUGAGGGAGGCACCCUCCUUCCUACCCCCAGUCUCUGGUUCUCUUUAUGCAGUGGACCGAUGUAUGUGCCGCAGUGCCAUAAGAUAGAAGUACUCCUAAAGAAUGCAAGACGAUGAAAUCAAGAAGAAACACCUUGUUUCUAAGUGCCUUACUACUUCUAUUUUGUUAGUUUUUUUGCUAUAUCUUUAUCUACAUUUAUUUACGGAGGAUCUAAUUUUUAUAGCUUUUUAUGAUGAUUACAUAAUUGUUUUUGGAUUCUAUGAGAUGAACUUUGAAUAAGCAAUAAAUGAAAUCAAAUUUACCAUGACCGAUUUAUAUUAAAUGAUCAAGUGUGUGACAGACAAAAAUAACUGUUAUUGUAUAUUUAAACCACAGUCGUACCUUAAAAACAAUGCUGAGACUGAGAAAAGACUUGAGUAAGUUCACCAGCGGUGGGGAUAAAGUCAUGUAUGUAACUGGAAACACAGCUAUAGCAGAUACCUGUCAGGCUGUCACAAAGGUGUCCUGAAAAAAGACUGUCGUUCUCUCCCCUUCAACUUGAUUUACUCUCUCUCUCUCAUGAUCCCUGAUAACCAACAUCUACAGUCUCUGUUUGUAUUGAGAAUACAUGAAUGAACUGUGACAUGAUUUGGUGUUAGGAGGCAAAUCAAAGAAAACAGACCUGACAAUGGAUAGCGUACCAUAUCUGAGAUCUAUGCUGUUGCGUUCCCCUAGGCUCUCUUUAUCUUGCCAUGAUAUGGGCAAUAUUUGCCUGAAACGUGUGUUUUUUCCCCGAAAUCAUUCUCAUUUUAUUUCAUGUGCGUUGACCAUGUUGCGUGUGGGAGUGUUGUGUGUGUGUGUGUGUGUGUUAUUCGUUCAGGAGAGGUUGGGGGAUAUAAGGAGUUUGAGGAAAUGUACUUUUCCAGAACAAAAGGGCUUGAUAUGUGUACCCCCCCAUAUCUCUCACUGUCACUUUCUAGCGUUCCUAGAAACUUGUACUGUGUCUGUACUACCACCAGUGUGUCCGGCUUGUGUUGUGUCCACCUCCCCCUUGCCGCUACUUUAGACGUCUUCCAAAACCAACCGUCACUGUGUUCUUAAAGGCCUACCUGUGGUUCUGGGUUAUUUUGAUGCAGAACCUCACCUCGUGCUCUAGGUGGAACACUACUCUGUUUGGUCUACUUGAACUGUUGUAGCCCUGCUGCCUCCCAUUCAGGCAGCCACCUUCCACCACGCCACUCGCCCCCCCUUCCACCCUCAAGAGAAUAUUUUCCGAGGUGGGACUCAAAUGUCAAUCAUGUCACCUUGCGGGGUUGAAUUUUGUCUAAAUGUAUGUGUUUUUUCUUCUUUUCUUCUCAUUUUAUAUUUAAAAAAACCUCAGAAGCAAACAAAUCAAACCUCAUGGCGCGGUAAGACGCAGCAUCGGCUGGCUGGAGGCUGACGGACCGAGAGCAGAGAGCACUGGACUAGUCAGCCUCUGCCAGGCAACUGCCCAUAUGGCACUAACAAAUUAAAAACAAACCUAGUACGACAAUAAACAGCUAAGCAAUCAGAGAGAAUGAACUGAAGUGAAUUUCUGAGCUGUGUUUGGAACUUGAACGUAACACAGAGUAUUAAGUGGAGGGGAGAGGAGGGGGUGUGGCGCAUUGACAGGUGGCGAGGCAAGUACUCCAUGCAGAAAGAAGUCUGUCCUCUAGUGGCCGUACCACAGUAGCUCCCCCAUCCCAAUCCUGCUCUCAGGCACUGGGAAAGUAUUGUCAGAAUAGAAUGCAAAAUGCAAUUGUGUUCUAAAAACACUGUGUUAAGGGACUCACUCAGCUUAUCUCAUUAUACCUUCGACCCUGUGUGGGUGUAUGAUUAUGAGUCCCAUGAGAAUGCACAUGGACUGUUUUUAUUGUAUUUAUUUGGAAAUCCGGUGAGGGGUGAAUAGAUGUGACUUGAGGAGAAGCCAUGUAUUAUUACCACAUUGAUGCUGCAGAGAAUACCGGAUUCAAAUCCACAAAAUGGUCGCCCAGCAUCGGCCCGGGACUUCUAUUAGCAAUAAUCACUUUUGAUUUGAAAGCUUUAUGUAGACCUUUGUAUUUGUUUAUAGACUGUGUGGAUCUAUUUUUGUUUUGUUAUUUUUAGUUUGGCUAAGAUUUUUUUUCUCUUCUCAGAUAUAUAAAUACGUAUAAAACUGUGAAAUUCAUUGUGUUUCAGAUAAUGGGUGAGUUUUAGGCUUGUUUUGCAUGUAACCCUAAUUUGUUCAAUUAUGGAUGAUUAAUUUUUUUCUCUCCAUCUCGCUCUCAGGGUCUUUAUAAAAUGCAUAUUCAAUACUUCAUUUUCCUGAGUUGCAAGAUGUUCUUACAAGUUCUUUUUUUACGAUUAAAACUGUCAAUCACUA